Messenger RNA from Musa acuminata subsp. malaccensis (wild Malaysian banana), 780 nucleotides. Its product is annotated as heavy metal-associated isoprenylated plant protein 32-like. NCBI's taxonomy places the organism in Eukaryota, Viridiplantae, Streptophyta, Magnoliopsida, Zingiberales, Musaceae. Gene Ontology annotation, molecular function: metal ion binding. The record is from RefSeq and is a predicted model, not a curated record.
AUGUGUGAUCUGACCACUCUACUAGUCUCUAAACUGCCGGAGAAGAUGAGCGACAAAGAAGGCAGCAAGACUCUUAAAGUGCAGACAUGUGUUCUGAAGGUGAACACAUGCUGUGUCGGGUGCCAGAAGAAAAUAAAUAAGGUGCUGCAUAAGAUCGAUGGGGUCGAGGGAAUCCAUCUUGAUGCAGAAGGAGGGAAGGUGAGUGUCACCGGGAAUGUAGCUCCUGCCGUUCUAAUUACAAAGCUUCGCAAGGCUGGGAAAAUCGCAGAGUUGUUGCAUCCAAAGAGUGGAAACCAGCAGAAGAACAACCAAAAUGUGAAGUCCCAAAAGGGUGGUGGUGGUGGUGGUAGUGCUGGAGAAGGACGCAAGUGGUUCAAAAAUCUCAAGUUUCCACGUCUCAAGGAUCUGAAACUUCCUUUCAACAAGGAGAAGGAAGCAGUCAAGUUCGACAUCCUUCCCAAGGAAGUGUCCGGUGAUGUGAAGAAGAAGAAGAAGAAAGGUGGUGGUGGUGAUGGAGGAGGAGUUCAAGUACAGAACAAGGGUGGCGUGUCAUCACCCGUGGUGCUCACCCACGGAGGUGUGAUGUCGCCGGAGAUGACGGCCGGUGGCAACCCAUAUCAUCAUCACCAGCAGCAGCAGAGGAUGAUGACGAUGAUGAACGGUCAAGACAGCGUUGGAUAUGCUUACGGACAUACGGGGUACGUGCCGCCGCCGCCCCGCGAAGAGUCGUACUCCAACAUGUUCAGCGACGAGAACCCCAACAGCUGCUCAGUUAUGUGA